Babesia ovata is the source of this 342-nucleotide messenger RNA. Its product is annotated as methyl- -binding domain 5-like protein, putative. The transcript has a single exon. Lineage: Eukaryota; Apicomplexa; Aconoidasida; Piroplasmida; Babesiidae. The record is from RefSeq and is a predicted model, not a curated record. Bases 1 to 342 code for a protein of 113 amino acids.
AUGGCCGUGUCCUCAGUUUCUAAGGUGUCCGCGUCGGAGGUCGAGGAGUGCGUCGACUCUGCCCCCAACGAGUGGGGUUUGAAUAUGCCCCUGGUCACGGAGGGUGUUGUGGAUGAUCCAGGACUACUUGAUGACCACUCGUCGCUCCUGAACGCCGGUACGUGUGCACGAUGGUACGGCGUCCGAAUUGCUUCCACGUCUGGGGACGACUCGUCACCACACCUUAGCACCGACCGCAUGCUAGACGGGAGGUUUCCGCGUCCCACCCCUCUGUCAGUUGUUUUCAUGCACACCACCAUGUUGAUUUCUGGGUUGAAGCGCUGCUCCGCUUUGAUGCGAUGA